GGUCUUUUUCUGAUAUUGCCGCAACCCCCUCCCCCUCUCGCCGCCGCUGCUCCAGCACCCGCCGCGCCUACGCUGUCCGUCGCUGACCCGCCCGCGGAAGACUCGACGCCAGAAACGUGUCGCACGUGCACGCCCGGGCCACUUGCGCUCCGCCGGCCGUGGCACAAUUUCUUUCUCAAGCGAUAUCCGCAUCACCACCACCUGCACCACCGCACGCCCGCUGCUCGCCUCUGCCCACCACUCCGCGCCCAUCGCUGGCAGCAGCACCGCUCGACGGACGACGAGGUUACGCCAUCUUCCACCAAAUCGCCAUCGUCGCCGACCUCUGGGCCCAGACGUCACACCAUCUUUUUUCGCCCAGUGCCAGGUUCUGUGCAGAGCAAAGCUUAAUCGUCCGGACACGUGCUUGUCAAUUGCUUGCUCCGCUUGCUAGCACCCUUCCCUGCCAUCUCCGAUCCGACGACCCCUUCACGGCGACACGAGCAACGCAGCACAUUUCAUUCCACCCGCUGGACAACGUGCUUCUCGCAUCCAUUCCCGUUCAUCGACACAUUGCAGACCUUCGCAACACAUUUGCAGUAAGAAGCAGCCAGACUCCAUCCCGAAUCCCGACCUCGUACGUUGGGUGUGAUCGCGUGCGGCGGAAGCGGCAGGCUCUUUCUCGUUGAGCGAGAGGUCUUCCAGGCGCAGCAGCGGCUGCUGGUCAAUCUUUGGAAUUAGCCCAACUGGGCACAUCUGUUUGAAGGCGCUGUGCCGGCCGCAAGUCAGGCAGAGCUACCCAAGCUAUCUCACGGAGCAGCAUUGCAUCACUCGCAAUGGCUGCCUCAACAUCGAGCCCGAGUGGCUUCUCAUACGCCCAGGCGGCAAGGGGCAAGACCUCGACGGCGACGUCACAAGCUCCAUCGAGCAAGGUCACAUCUGGCACGGCAACGCCAGCCACAGGCACAUUUUCAGAGCUGGGUCCGAAUAGCAAUUGGGCUGAUGAUGUGGAGUCGACCGCGGGCGAGAAAUCAGAUGUCCGCAAAACUGCGCAGGAACAGUCCAAGCCUGCACCAACAAAAGACGAUGCGGUAGAGGGCACCAAGACUGACGCCAGGUUGGCCAAUGGUACUUCCGGAGCGCCAUCGCCAGAUCUCGUGGCUACUCCAAAUACUGCCACCGCCAGUGAGGACUCCUCCUCGGCACCACAGACCAACGGCUCGUCAGAGACGACAUGGGACACCAAGUCGGACAAUUCUGCACAGAACUCAGAACCCUCGUGGAUUGCUGCACGCAAGGAGCGUCAAGACCACGACAAGGAUGGCAAGGGCAGUGAUCGUCCCGCCCGAAAGGGCAAGAAGGGUGACAAGGCGUCCAAAGAGUCAGAGGCGCCUAAGCCUGAACCAAAGCCUGUGGUGUAUACCGAGGCAGCACCGCCAUCGGUCAACCCGUGGGCCAUUAAACGAGUCGAGGCACCCAAGCCGGUCCCUGUCGCAGUGCCUCAAGCACCGAAGCCAGCUCCACCUGCCGUCCCCGUACCAGCGAUGAAGGAGAACCAGCGACCUCGAGCAGAUUCGAGGAAGAAGGCGAACUCGAUCACCGGCCUCCCACGGGACGCCGAAAAUAGCAGCGACACCAAGAAGCCCAGUGUUCCUCAAGGUAAGCGUUUUGAAGAAAAAUCUCAAGCUCGUCAGGGCUCAAAGCUCUCUACAGAAUGCGGUCGCAACGACGCGACGCCCCCGCCCGCAAAGGCGCAACGCGAGCAUCAAAGCCUACCAAACCUCCAUGCUGUCCCUCCAUCCGUCAAGGACGAGACCUCGUGGCCUACGCCCGACAAGGCAGAGCGAGUGGAAGACAAGGAGCGCAAAGACAUUGCUGAGAAGGAGAAGACAAGCGAAGGCGCUGAAGGCGAAUCAAAUGCCAAGCCACGCGAAAAGACGAAGUGGACCCAGAUUCCUGUCACACCUACAAUCGUUUGGGCGACAGAAGAGAUGAACCGACCGCCUCGCGGCUCGGGUGGCGAUCGAGGUGGCCGUGGUGGCACCUCCACACGUGGGCGUGGAGGUGCUCGUGGCGGUCCUAACGGAGCCAAGGGCGGCGAUCGUGCUGCCACCAAGAAAGAGUCGUCACCAAGCGAUGCCGACAACGCUGGAGCCACCUCUCGUGGACGCUCCGACAUCGAUCGUGAAGCAAUGCCGCCACCAGCGAAACCAAGUCGCAAAGCUACAGCAAGCGGCUCCCGAGCAGGGAGCCAGGUUCGAGGUCAGAGUCUGGCAAAGACGUCAGCGAAUCCUGCCUUGGAGGACGUUUCUGCGAAGGGUGUUACUCAAUCUCAACGCACGAGCUCACCGGCGAAGCUCGCCGCCUCUGAGGAUGUCAAGGCACCGGAACCUAUCCCACGAUCAUCGAAAGAUGCCGGCGUCAAGGAUGUGCGUGAGGGCGCGGAUGCAAAUCGCGAGGCCCCUGUACGAAGAGUCCCCUCGGAUAGCAAGAAGGACCGCAACUUCGAAAGCUACAAUGGCAAAGAAUGGACAGGUGCCCCACGUGGCAGCAAGCGUGGCGGUCGAGGCCGUGGUGGCUCGCGUGAGUUCGCCAAUGGCCAUCAAUCCAGUCAGCCGUUCACCAACGGCCACGCCGAGUUCACCGGUCCUUAUGGUGCUCCUCACUCUCCUUCUGCCUUCCAAUCACCACGCGGGAACUUCGGGUUCGCCCAGCCUGGCCGUGGAAGCUGGCGUGGCAACCCUCGCUCACAGUCCAUCCCCAUUGAUCAGGUUUAUGGUGGUCGCUUCGGCUACGGUCCGGCGGUUGGAAUCCCUCCAGUACAGACCUACUAUCCUGGAAUGUACGAUUACUCUGGCAUGCCUAUGAGCGCGAUCCCCUACGCACAAGUCGCUGAGCAGCAAUACCUUUUCGAAAUGGUCAGCACUCAGCUUGAGUAUUAUUUCUCAAUUGACAACUUGCUUAAAGACAUGUACCUGCGCAAGAACAUGGACUCGCAAGGCUUCGUCUUCCUGGACGUGAUUUCGAACUUCAACCGAAUCAAGCAGCUAUCGGCAGACCCCAAUCUUCUCAAGGCUGUUUGUCUCAGAUCGGAAACCAUCGAGAUCAAGACUGGCGACGAUGGAAAGGAUCGUCUGCGGAGGCAGGAUGGAUGGGAGCAAUUCGUUAUGCCAAUGGACCAGCGCGAGCCCGCAGCGCAGACAGAGGGUCCAAAGACUCUGAUGCGCCCAGAGCCUCCUGCUGUUGCAUUUCCUCCGCCCGUGGAUGCCUUCCGAGGUCCAGCGUCCGCUGGCCUGCCGGGUUCUCAGCGGCGGUCAUAUGAUGCCGGCUACGCCAUGAACGGUGCUGUGCCAGGCUUUGCGCCUUUUGCGCCCGCGCAUGACUUCGGCUACGGCGACGCGACGCGCGGAGAUGAAGAUCGUGGCCGUGCCACCAAGUCACCCGUACGCGAGAAUGGCUCAAGUCAAGGGAUGGCCAACCUGAGCAGCCCCAUCGAUGCGAAGGAUGGCGAGGGCGAUGUCUUUCCUGACGAGCAGGCGAGUACUCUGACUGUCAUUCUCAAGCUAGGUUUGCAAAAGCCACAGCAUGCUGCCGCCCGCACCUUUUCGAACGGAUCCAUUGACACCAGAAGCAUCUUUGGCGAACUUGAAAAGGCAGGAGAUGACGCUGCGAAGCCGGCGACGAAUGGAGAGCCAGCCACCAAUGGUGAUCACUCCACUCCAGACAUCUCUCGUCACGCCAGCCCAAGCCAAGGUCGAUCGCCUGAGAAGGGUGUCAACAAUGAGCUCCCAUUGCUCUGGAUCAAGAACAGCGAACGACCCCAUGAAGCACUUCCUGCGGGCACGACGCUAGAGCCAUAUGUGCACCUCCGCCUCAAAGCACUCAAGCAGCGAGAUGAAGCUUCAACUGGCAAUUGCCCGUACGAUCUCGAUGUGCUCUAUCAAUUCUGGUCACACUUCCUGAUUCGAAACUACAACCACCGCAUGUACGGCGAGUUCAAGUACUAUGCUACCGACGAUGCGCAGAACAGAAACAACAACACUGGCAUGCAGAACUUGCUCCAAUUCUACGCCAAGGCCCUCGCCAGCAGCACGCCUAUCCGUGAUCACAUUGUGCGAGAUUACGUGGAACUUGUCAAGAUCGAACCCGCCAGCACUCAGGGUCAGGGAUUCAAGCAACUACGCCAGGCGUGGCGCAACGGUGCCUUGAACCUCAAGAACCGGAAGAAACUCAACGACAUCGUUGACGAAGACCUUCGAACCCGACUUGAGUCAUGAGGCAAUGGUCACGCGUGCUCGAAAUGCAUUCGCAAUACGAAUCCAAAAUGUGGACUUCACGAUCCGCCCUGGCCUUGUUUUGCGCAUACGCGCAGCCGUGGGAGGGAGGCCUGGACGUUCGCGACCCCCAAGAGACGAAUACAUGACGUACAGUAACCCGUCGCUGCUCCGCCUGUUGAUGUUCUCGGCAGCAGCUAACCAAUCCACGAAAUGGCGUCUGGCGCACGAUUCCGGCCACAUCGUGCAUACUACUUUAUUCUCAAAAGAACACAAAAGCGUUUGUUGAUUUCCAUUACAUUACCAAGUCACCAGGGCAUAGAUGCGAGCAAAAGAGGCUUGACACGGCGUUCGGACUGGUGGACUUUUUUCAAAAAUUCUUUCCUUUCGACAAGACCCCUGUUCGGGACAUAACGAGUGACUAUGCGUCAAGGAUUGACGCAGAGGCACGAUUCGGACAGACUUUGACGAGGUUUUCGACGAGGUAUCGCACGAGCGUUGGAUUUUCGACGAAGGGCAUAGGUCUCGUACGAUCUACGAGCUGCCGGCGCGCGCAGAUGAGAUGAUGCGAGAUGCUUAUGGGGUGCACGGCGGUGCACAUGGUACGGAAGCUGCUCUGCCAAGGUGCAUAGCAGUAAGCUGGAAGGCAGACCUACGAUGGAUGGUUCGUAGGCGCAUCUCGACUCAAGUCCUCUGUGGUGUCGCCAAGAUCAUUCUUCGAGCAGUUUAGCGGAAGAGCGUUACUAGCAUUUGGCGAAGGCGUAAGAUAUUGGAUUGGCUGUGUAAAUAAAACGAUACCGAAGAGAAAAUGUCGAUUGCUUGUAC
Messenger RNA from Cercospora beticola, 5078 nucleotides. The record is from RefSeq and is a predicted model, not a curated record. NCBI's taxonomy places the organism in Eukaryota, Fungi, Ascomycota, Dothideomycetes, Mycosphaerellales, Mycosphaerellaceae.